CCUACUUUUAGCACUCGUACCUUGUCAUAAUUGCUGAUGCGCGCCCGCUGUUGCACCUCUUUAGAAAUCUGCCAGAUACUAAACUCAACCUCAUCGAACCUCCAUCAACCUAGCUUCCUUCGCUCCUGCGCUCCAGAUACACUAUCCAAUCCCAUUACCGCUUACCCAUCGGAACAUCAGCAAACAUGGAUUUCAAGGCCCUGCAAAAGAGUCUCACGAAUCUGGGAGGCCAGAUCACCCCCUUUGCAUCGCGCACCUUCCAGUACACCAAGGAGCAACUUGGUCAGGCUGAGGACAAGACUGAGCUUCCUCCCGACUACAUUGACUUGGAGAAGAGAGUGGAUGCCUUGAAGCAGGUCCAUCAGAAGAUGCUUUCUGUGACCUCCCAAUACUCCCACGAGCCCUACGACUACCCUCCCAAUAUCAAGGAGACAUUCCAGGAUCUCGGUCGCACAGUCAGCGAGAAGGUCACUCUUCUCUCAUCUGCCGCAUCCCCUGCCGAGGCCCAGGCUGCCCUGACCGCGCCUCCCACUGCGAAACCGCAGCCAAAGACCUUCCCCCAUGCCAUCGCCCGCGCCAGCUUGGCAAGCAGCCAGACCAUGCACCAACAGCACACAGGUGCUGGGGAGGACCCAUUGGCCACCGCCCUCGAGAAAUACGCCCUGGCCAUGGAGCGUGUGGGUGAGGCCCGCCUGGCCCAGGAUGCCCAGAUCCAGAGCCGCUUCUUGGCUGGAUGGAACACAACCCUCAACACCAAUCUGAAGUUCGCAACCCGGGCACGCCAGAAUGUCGAGAAGGCCCGGUUGACCCUGGAUGCCGUCAAGGCUCGUGCCAAAGGAACCACCUGGAAGAUGGCCGGCUCUCCAAAGGGAGAAGGCACCCACGAAGAGCAUGAGCUGAGCCCCGAGGCACAGGAGGAGAUUGAGAAGGCUGAGGAUGAUUUUGUCACCCAGACAGAGGAGGCUGUCAGCGUCAUGAAGAAUGUUCUGGACACCCCUGAGCCACUUCGCAACCUGGCCGAUCUUAUUGCUGCGCAAAUGGAGUACCACAAGAAGGCCCACGAGAUUCUGAGCGAGAUUGCGCCCAUCAUUGAUGGUUUGCAGGUCGAACAGGAGGCCACCUACCGAAAGAGCCGCGAGAGCUCUUCUUAAAUGAAGAAGCCCCAUCAUUCAUACUCACUGCUGCAAUUUGCGCGUGAGGUCUCUGAAGUAGGUAGUUCGUCAACGCCCCGUCUGGAUGACGACAAGGAAGGGCUGGAUAGGAGUGCCUUAGUGGUAUCUUCCAUUAACAUCUGGGCGUUAAUGGGCUAGGUCAUGGUCUUUUUCACCCUUGUGGUUGGCUUCUAUUGCUGUCUAUCUUCAGGCUUGGAGUUUCUCUUGUCCCAUGAUAUCACUUGAUUUAGCUUUGGAUGCGACUUUGUCCUCCACAAUACAGUCUGACAGUGGUCAUUGAGUCUUUUUGCCGCAACAGUACCUUGCCUACUGAAAAUUCUUAGCAGGAAAUUGCCUAGAAAGCAAAGCCUUAGC
Molecule: messenger RNA, 1526 nt
Organism: Phialemonium atrogriseum
Lineage: Eukaryota; Fungi; Ascomycota; Sordariomycetes; Cephalothecales; Cephalothecaceae
Product: BAR domain-containing family protein
Exons: 6
Coding region: 186-1151 (321 amino acids)
Cellular component (GO): cytoplasm
Molecular function (GO): protein binding
Source: RefSeq, a predicted model, not a curated record